GAAGAAGAAGCUCCUGCGUGCAGUUAGCAAGAGGAUAAUAAAUAAACUCUAAAAGCAGCUCGGACUCUGUCUGAAUGCCAAAACCUGAAAGCUGCAGACAUGUCAGCUGAUACCAAGAUUGCUGAGCUGCUCACAGAGCUCCAUCAGCUCAUCAAACAGACCCAGGAGGAGAGGUCACGCAGUGAACAUAAUUUGCUGAACAUUCAGAAAACUCACGAGAGGAUGCAGACAGAAAACAAAACGUCUCCAUACUACCGGACCAAGCUGAGAGGACUGUACACCACAGCCAAAGCAGAUGCUGAGGCAGAGUGUAGCAUUCUGCGACACGCUCUCGAUAAAAUUGCAGAGAUCAAGUCUCUGUUGGAGGAAAGGAGGAUAGCUGCUAAGAUGGCCGGCGUUUACAGCGACAGCGACCCUCCCAGGAAGACGAUGAGGCGCGGCGUCCUGAUGACGCUCCUCCAGCAGUCGGCCAUGACGCUCCCUCUGUGGAUCGGGAAGCCGGGCGAGAGCCCCCCCCCUCUGUGCGGAGCGACUCCAGCCAGCAGCGACUACGUGGCCAAGCAGGGCGACAAGGUGGCGGCGAGGGUGAAAGCUGUGGACGGAGACGAGCAGUGGAUCCUGGCGGAGGUGGUCAGCUACAACCACUCCACCAACAAAUAUGAAGUGGACGACAUUGAUGAAGAAGGCAAAGAGAGACACACUCUGAGCAGACGGCGGAUCAUCCCACUGCCUCAGUGGAAGGCCAAUCCAGAGACGGACCCCGAGGCCCUGUUCAGUAAGGACCAGCUGGUGCUGGCUCUCUACCCUCAGACCACCUGCUUCUACCGGGCCCUGAUCCACACCCCUCCACACAGGCCUCAGGACGACUACUCUGUGCUGUUUGAGGACACAUCGUACGCCGACGGUUACUCUCCGCCACUCAACGUGGCCCAGCGCUACGUGGUCGCCUGCAAGGAGAACAAGAAGAAGCUUGAAGUGACACUGUUUACUAUGAGGGGGUGUUGGACGGGGUCGUGAUGCAGGUAAACAGAGGUGUGUUUGCAUUUGAGGGGGGAAGGCAGAGGAAGGGUAUUUAUGCCGCAGCAGAUCUGAUGAGAUGAACAUACUGAGCAGGGAUGGCUCUCUACAAAGUGAUCUGUGUGGCAGCUCUGUUGACUCUACUGGCAGCAGGUAAGGGUCCUCUUCACCUGCACACACCUGAACCAAUGACAUCUAUACUGAACAAGGUAAAAUACUUUAUUAAGUAAACUUAGCUGUAACACACAGACUGCCUCAAACAAUUGAACUCAAGUAUGAGUAAUAGUCAUGUUCAGGUUUGUGAACAGACUUGACAGAUUUUUAGCACCCAAGCAAGAAAUUGCCCAACAGAGGCCCAACGUUCCUUGGCACUCUAAGUGUGAGGAACCUGUUGUUUUUGUAAAGAUAAUUAUUUGGGCCUCAGCACCAAGUGGUGCAAUGAAAGUGUGAGGAAUGUAUUGUUUUGGUGAGUUUAUUAGGACCCAUAAAAGUUCCAGGGCCCAGCGCCACCUACUGACAACAGGAAGUCAACCUUAUGUGACAAACAUCAUCCAAUUUACAUGGUAUGGUUUACACAUCAUAUACAGCAACAUGACUUACAAUGAGAGGGUGUUCUUUAGCACAGCAUAGUGGACUUAAGAAGUUACAUUAAUUUACUAAACUGUGUCUUUCUUUUAUACAGUCUCCAUACCGAACCCAUUAUCAGAGGACAGCACCCUUAACAUCACAUCGAACAGAACGUUGAGACAAAAGAGAUCCUCCAACAUCGGUG
Scomber scombrus (Atlantic mackerel) is the source of this 1789-nucleotide messenger RNA. It is a transcript of the gene sgf29, whose product is annotated as SAGA complex associated factor 29. The record is from RefSeq and is a predicted model, not a curated record. Gene Ontology annotation, cellular component: SAGA complex. The transcript is spliced from 11 exons. Bases 100 to 1017 code for a protein of 305 amino acids. Lineage: Eukaryota; Metazoa; Chordata; Actinopteri; Scombriformes; Scombridae.